Prorocentrum cordatum is the source of this 390-nucleotide messenger RNA. Lineage: Eukaryota; Dinophyceae; Prorocentrales; Prorocentraceae. The record is from the annotation of a GenBank genome assembly.
AUGGCCAAACACACGUUGGCGCUAACACAACUCCUGAGGGUCAUCGACUGUCCGCCGCCCGCGGAGGACCUCGAGUCUCCGAGGAGCCUGUGGAGCCAGCAGACCACGGCUGGCGCCGCAUGUUCCCCGGCGUCGGAGGGCCAGGGGUCCAGUGCCGCGGAUCUGCCGCUGGGCGACGACGUCGAGGCGGAGGGCAACGACCGUCCGCCGUCGGACGGGCAGGGGUUCAGGGUCGCGGACCUGACGUUGGGCGACGGCGCUGAUGCGGAAGACUGCCCAUCGCGCGCCCUGGAAGUCAGGAACACUUUCCUCACAAUUGUCGACGACAACGAUGCUCCCAUCCCCCUGCGCCGCACCGUCUCCUCACCGGUGCAGUUCUGCUACCCCUGA